UCUUUUAUGGUUUUUCUUGGUAUAAAUACUUUGUUUCCUUUCAACAUAUUUUUUCAUCAGGGUCCAGCUCCAAUUGAGCUUUUUUCCCCUUUUUACUCUUCUCUCAAUCUUUUUUCAUUCUUCUCCACCACCAAAACCAAAGUUAUCAUCUUUACUAUUAGUAAUUAUGGCUGAUCAACAAGUAAAGCAAGUGUCAUCAUACAGGAAAGGAUCAUCAAAGAAGAAGAACAACAUUUCAAGAAAGUGUGCUUCCUUGAUUAAAGAACAACGAGCCCGGAUUUACAUUCUCCGUCGAUGUGCCACUAUGCUUCUCUGUUGGUAUAUUCAAGGGGAUGAAUAAGUUCAUCGAUUUUCAAUUCCAAAAGCAAUUCCAUAACUACUACUACUACUACUACUUCAAUUAAACGUAUAACAAAAAUAACCAUACUCUACAUCGGCUACCUUAUUUCUACUUGUAUCCAUAUGUGCUUUCCCCUUUUUGGCUCCAUCCAUCAUUUUCACGUGCUUGACCAUGAAAAAGAAUCUGGAGGUUGAAUAUAUAAUUAAGUAAAUAAAAGUGUACAUUCUCGAUGGCUAAGUACUAAGGCACCUGGUCUUAUUGGUCCUGUUCGUCUUCCAUAGUUUCUUAGAGGUCUGCCUAGUUACUCUGUCUUUGUGAUCAUGUACCACUUUACAUUUUUUACCCAAUGGGUGCAAUACUCUAUUGGGUUUUUUGGUACAUGAACAAAUUACAGGGGAGACUUGUUGAUGGACACUUUGAAACAGAGGUUUUUGGACAAACAGGGUAAAAAAAAUGGAUGGGGAAGCUGACAGAGGGCAUUUCCAAGCAUAUGGUGGACACAAAGUAUAAACUGGUGGCACUGAAUAACAAGAAGUUGUUCUAUAUAAUCUGAAAGGCUGUUUUUCAUGUUUUACUAUGUAACAAGUGUAUAUGUAAUUGUAAUGCAAUCCACUAUGUUUUUACCUUACUUUCCUAGUAGGUCUGGAGCAAAUAUGGAAGCUCAAUAAAGAUCGACGUAACUAAGUGACAAUCAAAUAGUAAUUCAAUGAGUGUAAUACAUCCAUGGUGAUGUGCUAGCACCGUUACUACUAGUAUGAUUGUAUAAAUAAGGAGGGUUGCCUUAAUGGAAUAAAAGGAGGGAUUUCAUGUUU
Molecule: messenger RNA, 1152 nt
Organism: Solanum dulcamara
Lineage: Eukaryota; Viridiplantae; Streptophyta; Magnoliopsida; Solanales; Solanaceae
Product: small polypeptide DEVIL 22-like
Exons: 1
Coding region: 167-340 (57 amino acids)
Biological process (GO): negative regulation of cell population proliferation
Source: RefSeq, a predicted model, not a curated record